AUGAGCUAAGAUAAACAUAGUAUAGACUGGGAUUAAGAUUAAGAGGAAAUUAUUAGAUUUUUUCUAUAAGAUCUUUAAAGUCAAAUCCAUAUUCCAUUUGCUUAAAAAAGAAUCAUUUAAGGAGUUGAAGAGGAUCCUGAAAUUGAGCUAAGGUUUGCUGUUUAAGAGGUCAUUCAAAGGGAAGAACAAAUAAAAUGCCUAAUUGAAAUAUCUAAUAGCUUAUUGAACAAAAUUGACGAAUAAGCUCUAAAGAUAGAAGAUAUACAGCAUAAGCUAGAUAGUCAAAAUUAAUAAAUACAACUCUAAAUUGAAUAUGUUAUUGAAUUAUAAAGGAGAGUAGACGAAUAGCGAGAUUAAUAUAAUUAACUGGAAGAGAAAUUUAAUUACACAGAAAACGAGCUUUGUUAGAAAAAGAUAGAAUUAGUAACUGCUAACAGCAGUCUGUAAAAGUUAGAGAGAAUAGAAUAAAAAUACUCUGAAUUUGAAAUAAAAGAGCAAUAUGACACCAUCACUUUAUCUAUGUACAAAGUUAAAGUUGAUUAAAUUUAAUAAAUAAAUUAGUCCAUUGCUCAUAACUUAGAAUUGACUAAGCAGUAAAUGAUAGACUAAAAUAUUAUCAUAGAAAAUCAAAAAGAUUAAAUCAAACUAUUAGAUCUUCAAUUAACGAAUGAAAGACAAUAAAAUAAAAUUUUGAGCAGCUAAAUCGUAACACUUGAAUCAUAAAUAAUCAAUUAAAGCCAUGAUUUUGAAGAUCUUUUGGAAAACCAAGCUGAGUAAAUCUAAUGCUAAAAAAUAUAAGGCGAGAGAAUAGAUAGAUUAUAGCAAAGAUCCAAUUCUUUAGACCAGAGUUUAAAAGGUUAUAGCAGUUAAAAAGAUAAUAACGAACUUUUUAGAACAAACGAGAAAAAGAUAUAAUUACUCAAACACAAUACUUCAAAUAACAAAAAAAACAUAUGUAAUUCGUGCCUUAAAAGAUUUCAAGAUAACUUUAAUUAGAUAAACUCAGAAAUAGUUCAAAACAGUAAUAAUAGUAAAUUAAAUAACAACAGUGGUAAUGAUUUUUCUAGAAAUUAUGGAGGACUACUCAGCGAGUUAAUUCUUGAAGAUAUUAACUUGUAUCAUGAUAAAUACUCUUCAUCAUCUAAGAAUUAACAAACUUUCUUAAAAUAAAAUUACAAGAAUCACAUUGACAAAUUUAAUUUUAGACUUAAAAAGAAAAAAUAGCUAAUAGAGAGAAUAUCUGGAAAUAAAAACUCAAUGUCUGUACCAACCGAUGAUAAUUAAGGGUUAUAUUCUUCUUAAGGGCUCACAAAAAGUGCAUCAGCAUCACACUAGGAGAUUUCUUUAAAUGAAUUCAAUGAGAGUAAUUUAGCAUAAAACGAUGAGCAUACGAAAAGUCAUAGCAAUAAGCAUUAUAGAUAAAUUUUAGAUAAAUUUAAAUCUGAUCUGUAAUAUGAACACUCUAUCAAAAAUAGACUUCAGAAAAUAUCUGAAGUUUAUGUAUCUGAUUUUUCUAGUUAUGCAGAUAAUUUAAAUCAAUUAUAAUAAAAUAAUAAUUAAUCAUUUGAAUCCAUAGUCGUAGUAGAUUCCAAACCAGAAAUUAAAAAUAGGUAAAUGAAAGUUAUUCUCAUGCUAAUAUACGUUUUAAUUAAACACCCAAAGUGCUUACAAUUGCUAACUACUAAACUUUUUAAGGGAAUAGAUUUGCAAAGUAGCACAUAAAUACCUAAGAAUCUUUUUAAAUUUAAUUUACCAUAAUAGACAGCUCAUUAAAAUAAUAGUUAAUUUUAACUACAAUCCUUCAUUCUAAAAUAUAUUAAAUAUAUAAUUUACUACUUUAUCUUUUAAAUGUUCUCUGCAACAUUUAGAAUUUGA
Messenger RNA from Tetrahymena thermophila SB210, 1875 nucleotides. RefSeq lists its product as hypothetical. The record is from RefSeq and is a predicted model, not a curated record. NCBI's taxonomy places the organism in Eukaryota, Ciliophora, Oligohymenophorea, Hymenostomatida, Tetrahymenidae. The transcript is spliced from 7 exons.